Messenger RNA from Branchiostoma floridae (Florida lancelet), 2856 nucleotides. Its product is annotated as RNA-binding motif protein, X chromosome-like. Gene Ontology annotation, molecular function: mRNA binding; snRNA binding. Lineage: Eukaryota; Metazoa; Chordata; Leptocardii; Amphioxiformes; Branchiostomatidae. Gene Ontology annotation, biological process: positive regulation of mRNA splicing, via spliceosome; mRNA splicing, via spliceosome. The coding region runs from base 184 to 1737 and encodes 517 amino acids. The transcript is spliced from 10 exons. Gene Ontology annotation, cellular component: U12-type spliceosomal complex; precatalytic spliceosome. The record is from RefSeq and is a predicted model, not a curated record.
AUUGCUACAAAAGCGGGUCAUCAAGACUUGACCCAGACAUUCUAUCCCAGAAAGCAUUGCGGCGUUAAUUAGGGUCUGGCGUCCAUUUUCUUUCUCGAGGAGGCGACUGAAGAAAAAACCGGAGACGUUCCCCGAAGACUUGUCGACUGGUGACGGUGGUUAGACGUAGGGUUGUUCUUCAUAAUGCCAGAAGCAGACACACCAGGCAAGAUUUUUGUGGCUGGACUGAACCUGGAAACAAACGAGACAACCUUAGAGAAACUGUUCAACAAGUACGGCAAGAUCGUUGAAGUUCUGUUGAUGAAAGAUAAGAUUACUGCAAGAUCCAGAGGAUUUGGUUUCAUCACAUUCGAAAACCCCAGAGACGCAGAAGUAGCAGUCAAAGAGAUGAACGGUCAGGACAUUGCUGGGAAAGUUAUCAAAGUGGACCGUGCCACAAAGCCAGCUCACGCGCCAGGGGAGAAAGGCCCCAGCCGUGGCCCCCCAGGUCGGGGCCCCCCGAGUCGAGGUCCCCCUGGUCGGGGCCCUCCUCUCAGAGGACCCCCUGGGCGAGGCCCUCCCCCAUCCCGAGGGGGCAGGGGAGGAAAGGGUGCUCGCGACCCCAGAGGAGGGCGCGGUGGUGGCCCGCCAUCUCGUGGACGCGGAGGGAUGUCCCGUGGUGGCAGAGGAGGCUCUCGGUUGGACCGUGGCGGCCGGUCGGAUUACGGUGGGGCAGACUACAACGGGAGCCGGUCUGGGGGGUACGACCGACUUGAUGGAGGCUUUGGAGGAGGGAGAGGUGGACGGGGUGCGAAGCGUGGGCCACCCGACCGUAUGGGAGGUCCCCCUCCAAAAUCUGGCAGGUUUGACUCGGACCGAGGCCCUCCCCCGUCGCGAGGCCCACCCCCGCUCUCUAGAGGCCCAGACCGUGGCCCACCGCCGUCCAGCCGCGGCCCGCCCCCACGCAGCAGCUACGACGACUACCCAUCACGGGACUACCCUCCACCACGUGACAGCAGGGACUAUGACCGUGACUUCUUGAGGGAUCCACCGGUGAGGGAGAGGUUACCUCCACAGCGAGACUAUCCUCCGCUCCGUGAGCGAGGUCCAUCUCGGGCGGACUACGGCCCUCCCAGGGAGAGAGAGGUACCGCCAAGGGAUUCUGGGUAUGGUGGCAGAGACUACGGCAGCACACGAGACACCUAUGGCGCCUCCCGAGCCCCAGAGUACGGAGGACGCGACAGCUACAGCACGACUCGCGACAGCUACAGUAGCGCAAGCCGUGACUAUCCGCCACGUGACUACGGACCACCCUCCUCCCGGGACUACCCCCCAACGGCAGGGCGCGACUAUGGCGACAGCACCCGAGGGUACUCCUCCCGGGAUUCCUACGCAGCGAGCCGAGACUACCCGCCACCCGAGCGGGAGCCUGGCUAUGCACGUGACUCGUAUGCCGACAGUUACCCUGACAGUGCCCGUUAUGACAGCUACUCUGGUGGCAGCACACGCGGACCACCCUCACGCGCCCCGCCGCCAAGCUAUUCGAGCAGCAGUGCCCGCGGGUACGGGGAUAGUUACGAUACGUACGGGAGCUCCCGCUCGGCCGGCCCCGGAUACGAGGAACGCCGCAGUGCCGGCAGACCGGAGCGGGCAGGAGGACGAGAUGCGUACCCUUCGAGCUACGGAGCCCGCGGAGGCGGGCGGCCAGAACGUGGCGGAUAUGGGGGCGGUGGCAGCCGCGGUUAUGACCGUCGUUAGAGCAACCAUCAUUUAAACUACAAGUUUCUUUCUCGAAACUAGGAAAAGUCAAAGAACGAAACAUAUUGUUCUCAAAGCAGUACUUUUCCCUUUUAUAGCUUUGAAGUCUUGGUCAGUGGCACCUGGAAUCUCUUUUUUUAGAUCAAUGUGAAACUAGAAUAAACUUCCAAAAUCAUCAUGUAACCCGGGCAAAGACUGCAACAUGGAAUGACUGCAGAAGGGGAACGACUGAAUUAGAGAAAUGAUCAAAACUUGCUUAACCAAUGACGACGUAAGCCAAGAAAUCUGCAAGUUUGUUAAGAAAAUUGUUUCAACUCAUCCACCUUACAAAUAUUGCAGUGAAUAAGUGUUAUUCAACUACAAGAUGUAUUGACACUUCAUGAAAAGUGCAGUCAGUUUUUUAAUACAAUGAAACUUAUGAAUGAAAAAUUCAUCUCAACUGUUCAUACUUUGUAUACUGCCAUUUAGAUGUUGUCCAACUGUUGGUUACAAAGACAUGCCAAUCCUAUAACCAUUGAGACAAAAUGAAAAGUAGAGGAAAAAGUUUCACAAAAUAUUUUGCAGGUUCUGUUGUCAACUACCCUGCCAUAUGUAGGCUCUUUAUUGUUUUACGCAUUAGCCUUUCAUUUUAUUAUCAAAUGUUGUAGGAAAAAUGUAGUUCUGUUAAUCUGUGUACCAAAGUAAUAAACCAUACUUCUGAAAAUUGAGGCUUGCUACAAAACAUUUUUGUUGUCAACUAUGGAUCCGGAUUCUGGCAGUACCUAGUCUGCUGCGGUGUGCGAGACAAGAUACUUAACACCAUGCAAAGUCUGAUGCCACUUGUGUUGACCUAAAACUUCCAUGUACAUAGCUGCAUCACACCAAUGAACGAAGCCUUUCAGAAGAGCCAACCAAGCAGAUACAACGACAUGUCACAGUCAGAAGGUAACAAUACAGUGAAACUUGUUGAAGAUUGUGGCAAAUGUUGUACCUUCAGUCGUGCACUUGAAAUCCAGACAGAAGUUCUCUUUAUGCAAUGUCAAUUUAACAGUUAAUAUCUGUAUGAAGCAGUACGAAGAAGAGAACUUAAUCAACUGCACAACAAUAUUCUUCAAGGAAUAAAUGAAGCGCAUCUUUGCU